Neurospora hispaniola is the source of this 1339-nucleotide messenger RNA. RefSeq lists its product as uncharacterized. The transcript has 8 exons. The record is from RefSeq and is a predicted model, not a curated record. Bases 26 to 1339 code for a protein of 437 amino acids. Lineage: Eukaryota; Fungi; Ascomycota; Sordariomycetes; Sordariales; Sordariaceae.
CGGCUUCUUUAGCCCAGCCUUACCUAUGCCCAAAAUCGUACUAUUACACUUUAAUAAAACUAACCUCUACAACGGGGACAUUAUAAAACAUCCCACCUCAUCGACAACCCCGUCGCGUGUGAACCCCGCGACGUUGCGAGCUUCGUAUCAGCACUCCGAGCUCAACGAAGACAAUAUCGACAACCCUACGAUAACGCGAUCCCCCACUCGGAAACAGGUCACGCCAGGUGCGCCUACCAAACCCAACAACAACCCCCCCGCCGACAACGGCAACAAUUACAAGGAGUCCCUUUACCUCUCCAAUAAAGACGACAAUACUAGAAAUAAUUCCAUCGACGACCUUGCCUAUAAGGACUCCCCCUCGCCCUCGGCGUCUCGCACGAAGAAGACGCCCCCCAACGCAACACCAAAUCAAUCUAACAAACAAACUUACCUAUCCCCCGGCCCUCGCCUCAAACAAGUCAAGUUUGCCGCCGACGCCGAAGCAGUCCUCAAUCGCCGCAAAGACCAACUUGACAAUACUCGUCUACGUCGCGUGUCUAUCAAAGCUAUAGGCCUGGCAACUAAACUCUCACCUCCGGACGAAGACGCCCCGUCAAAGACCAUCGGUCGAGACCCCAAGUACCACAUCGAGCCUAACCUCAACUACCCCCCAUCAGGCCACUAUUCGAUCCAAGACCUCAAGUAUAUCUAUAUACGCGAUAUUCACCCCCACAUCGAAAACUUUAAGUAUAAAGAAGUAAUGAGCGGUAUUUGGGAUGACACUUUCGACAAUCAAAAGGCCGGAACUUUGCAUUUCGAACCCGUUACAAACGCCGGUAAACACUCCAAGUUUAGCAAAUACUAUAGCACAAUAGAUAUGGACCUGUUCAAACGAAUCUUCGACAAAGACCCAAGAAACGUCGCACUAAGUAGCGGAUACCCUAGGGGAGGAACUAAUAAAAUCGAUAAUCUCACAGCUAAGUCCAACUCCCACAUCGCCUCGGUAGAACGCGAAGCGCGGAGAGCGGAAGCCAACUUCAACCGCCGUAUUAAUAACCUGGCCAGAAAGAAAAACAACCUCAACCAGCGGAAUUUAAUGGCUAUCAUCGAGCAAAUGAAGGAGGUCCCGAACAAUAAGGCUAUUCCUACUAGCACGAGCAAGGCUCCGCUCACCCCUAACGACCCCUCCCUUAAACACAUCACAGUCCGGCAGAGCAAGGCUCCUAGGACUACUCCUUACAUCCGCCCCUCAAUUAAGGAACUAGAGACUACAGUCACCGAACAAGGGUCACCUUCUCCGAAGAUCGAAAGGAAGUCGAUCCAACGCGAAGUAGAUCUAGAGACAAAGAGAGACUAA